AAAAUAAUGGUUUACGUCCAGAUAAUAUCUAGCAAAAUCUCACCAAGAAAGCAUCCUUCGUCCGUUAGCAGCGAAUAGAGCAAGAACUUCUGCUUUUCUCGCUCGUCGUCCAGUUCGCCCGCCAUGUCCGCCGCACGUCCAAAAAGUCAGGCAGCCACCAUCACACCACAAACCCCGUCCUCCCAAUCCCAUCCGGCUGGUGGCCUCAACAAGCCUCCGAGCACCGCUGGCAGCCGAGAAAGUAUCAGCAAUGCUCAUACGCCCUCCCUUCCUCCCACCGCCGCACCCAAAGCCAGUGGUGCCGGUGGUGAUCUAGUGAACAAAUCUGAGCAUGGAUCUAUGAAUGCUCUUGCGCAGCCUUCUGCGGGGGGAGGGACAAAUACUACAGUAACAUUGAAUGUGAAGGUUGCAUCGGCGAGGAACAUCAAGGGUGCCAAGGGAGAGAAAGUCAGCUCGUUUGUAAGGAUCCAGCUGGCGGACUUUGAUUUUGUCGAUUCGCCGGUGGUCCCGGACAACCCAAACCCACAAUAUGACUUUACUUGGGAACAGACAUUCAAUGUGAAUGAAGCCCUCAUCGACACCUUCUUCAACAAAAAGCUCUCCUUCACCCUCUUCGAAUCCCUUCCCAAAGAAAAAACCGCCAUCCUCGGCGACUGCGCCCUCAGCAUGGCCCCGCACUUUCUCAAAUACACCCCCCGCGACCCCUCCACCCCGGACACACCCCCACCAGCGCCUCCACUCACCUUCCAGCAAACCCAACCCAUCACUUACACCAACACCCGUCUGCUCGGCAAAGACGCGGACGACCCGGCGAGGAUUGGACCGGAUUUCGAGAUUGUUGUGGGGAUUAGCAGGCCGUUGAUUGCGCCGGAGGUGGUGGAGCAGGGGACUUUUUUGGCUUUGAAGGUGAAUGAUGUGGCGCCGGUGCCCGAGGAAUGGAGUACAAAGGAGGGAAACGAGAAGGAUUUGAACUCCAAUAUCUACUCCUACGCCCUGAAUUUCUACCUGCCGGCCGAGAGUGUCCAGGAGCGGCCGAUAUCAAUCGCAUGUGGAACCCUCGUCAUGUCCGAUUCACCCAUCGCCACAGACCCAUCCCAAACAACCCCACAACCCAUCCUCCUCCCCAAACCCAGCACAGCCGCCAUCCCAACCCCCACAUCCACCACCGGCGACCCGCAGCCCACCGCAGACACCACCGAAUCCAUCCUCCCACCCGCGGACACCACCGACCCCACCGCCCCCGCCCCGGCGCUCGCGGUGAUAGGCGAGCCAGUCAAGAAAGUGUCGUGGGGAGCGUGUGGGACGUAUACCAUCUGGGUGCCCCCGCAGGCGGUGGUGAGGUUACGGGAGAAGAUUGUGCGGAAGGAGGCUGUUGAGGUUGAGUUCACACGAACCCUCCACCCCCGUUUCGCCCACCUCCCCGACACCUCCUGCGCCAAGUACCGCGGCCGCGCAACCCUCGACCUGUCCUGCCUGCUCUUCCCGCGCGUCAUUGGUGUGCGCGGGCGGUGGCCGGUGGAUGUCGUGCUCCCCGAUGUGCAGCCGACGCCGGGGACCGCGGACGGGUUUAAGGGGAGUAGUGUUGGGUUGGAUGUGCCGCCUCAUGGAGGGACGACGACGGCAGGCCCGGGGGGGAAGAAGAGGAGGGAUGAGGCUGCUAGUGCGAACUUCUACAAGACGCUCGGAACGACGUUGGGCUUGGAGCUGUUGUUGGAGAAACCUCUCCUCGACAAAAAGAAGUUGCAGCCGAUAACAAAACACGUCUCCGACUUCAUCCCUCCCCGCACGAUCCCCGCCGACCUCCUCUUCACCAAACGGUCCGCCCGCGCCGACGAGGACUACACAGCGCAACUACAAAAAGUGGUUCGGAAGCUCGUGUGGGAGUAUGAGGCGCAGAUGGGGGCGGAUAAGGACACGGGCGACGACCAAGCGGAUGAAGCACAGAGAAGGAAGAAGUUUUUCUGGCAUCUGAAUCGUAGCGGCGCGUAUUUUGAGUUCAAGGAGGGGGUCAAAGGCGCGGUGGUUGAGGUUGUUCGGGAGCGCUUCAAACGCAAAUCCCCCUUCGCAACCCCCUCCGAACUCCACCUCUUCAUGUCCGAGCUCUACGUGCACCUCACCGAGAAGAUGCACACGGUCAUCAACGCCCUGUUCCAGUCCCCGCAGUCCUUCACCUCCCCCACCAGCAAACCCGCCGAAGAGUUCCAAUUACUGAAAACCUGGGCAGCCGACGCGGAGGCGGAUGGAUGGACCGAGGGGGCUGAGAAGUGGCAUAAGGAGCGGGUGGUGAGGUUUGAGGACAGUACGCAGGCUUGGUUUGAUUAUGGCUGUUUUUGUAUGCGGCGGGGGAUGCCGGGGAAGGGGGAGGAGUGUUUUAGGGAGAUCCUGGGGAGGAAUGAGAGGCAUAUUCCGAGCUUGUUAGCCUACGGCUCCUUCUGCUGCGUCAACGAACGGUUCGAAGAAUCCCGCGUGUUCCUCGUCACCGCCCUCGAGUUGCAGCCGAAACUGGCUAUGGUGUCUACUAUCUUGGGAUUGCUGUAUGAUAUUUUGGGCGAGGAAGAAGAGUCGGAGAUUCAUAUUACUGAGGCGCAGAAGUUGCAUAAGCUGGCUACUGCUGGCCAACCCGACGCACCAUCCACUUUCAUCACCGCCGCCGAAUUCCUCAUCCACUGCCAAGCCGGGCAGAUGGCCGAGCGGGCAUUAUCACAGGAGAUCCUCCAACCAAACGCCUCACGCAUCAAACCGCACCUCCUCCUGCACCAGCUCGAGCUCCAGCGCGGGAACCAGAAACUCGCUGAGGAGCAUUUGGUGGAUGCGUUGGAGGUGCGGCAGGAUGAUCCGGAUGUAUGGACGGCGUUGGGACAUUUCCAGUACCUGCAGAAGCAGUGGGACGCGGCGAAGGGGAGCUACGAGACGGUUCUUACUUUGUCUCAAGAACCCGCUUCAAUCGCGCUAGUCUACACACGUCUCGGCAGCCUCUACCUCCGUCAAUACCAUCACCAAAUCGCCCACCACACCACACCUCAGUCCUCAGACAAACACACCACAUCCCCCAUCCCGGCGCAAGCAUCAACCAUCGCCCGCCUCGCAAAGAGCAUGUAUCUACGCGCCUGCGCAUCAAGCGCGAACGCGGCGUCUUGGUUGGGCGUGGGGAAGGCGUGUAUUGCAGCGGAGGAGUGGGAGGAGGCUGAGGAUGCUUUGGCGGAAGCGAAUGUGCUGAAUAACCGUCAUUCGGAUGUAUGGGCGUACCUGGCGCUUCUCAACCUGCGUCGUGGACGCGAGUAUGAAGGGAAUCAGUGUAUUGCGCAGGCGCUAAGGUUGGGUGUUCGGGAUGCUGUUGUUCUCAGGGAAGUGAGCACGGCACUAGUCGCCCUGAACCAGCGCAACGCUGCCAUUGAAUGCCUGCGUCUUUGUCUUGAGAUUGAGCCUCAGGACGUGGCGACGAGGACGACGUUUACGCGCUUGUUGGAUGAGGCGCCGGGGUCUGAGACUUCUUUGUUUGGGAAGGCUGGGCAUGGGCAGCAGAUACCUUUGGCUGUAUGAGGGACCUGGCCUUACUGUAAAUAGAUGUUUGGGAUGUUUGAUCAGGCUUUUGCGAUUGCCUGAAUGGAAUAAGCGAAAGGGAGGAGUAUUUACAAUCCACAUUUGAAAUCC
Messenger RNA from Fimicolochytrium jonesii, 3651 nucleotides. RefSeq lists its product as uncharacterized. Gene Ontology annotation, molecular function: protein binding. Gene Ontology annotation, biological process: cilium movement; cilium assembly. The transcript has 17 exons. Lineage: Eukaryota; Fungi; Chytridiomycota; Chytridiomycetes; Spizellomycetales; Powellomycetaceae. Gene Ontology annotation, cellular component: motile cilium; extracellular exosome. The record is from RefSeq and is a predicted model, not a curated record. The coding region runs from base 124 to 3540 and encodes 1138 amino acids.